Auxenochlorella protothecoides is the source of this 1041-nucleotide messenger RNA. RefSeq names its product Adenosine 3'-phospho 5'-phosphosulfate transporter 1. The transcript is spliced from 3 exons. Bases 1 to 1041 code for a protein of 346 amino acids. Gene Ontology annotation, molecular function: 3'-phosphoadenosine 5'-phosphosulfate transmembrane transporter activity. NCBI's taxonomy places the organism in Eukaryota, Viridiplantae, Chlorophyta, Trebouxiophyceae, Chlorellales, Chlorellaceae. Gene Ontology annotation, cellular component: Golgi membrane; endoplasmic reticulum membrane. Gene Ontology annotation, biological process: transmembrane transport. The record is from RefSeq and is a predicted model, not a curated record.
AUGUCGUCCCCAAACAAGCACACCUCCUCGCGCCUUGCCAGCACCGACACUCUGCAUGUCGUCUGGUGCUUCGGUGGCAUCAUUGGCAGCCUGGUGUUGUACGGGGUGCUGCAGGAGCGGAUCAUGCAGUCCCCGUUUGAUGGCGAGCCGUUCACCCACAGCCUGGCACUGGUCCUGGCCAACCGCCUCGUCGCCUGCGCAGUGGCCCUCUCCCUCUCCCUCUACCACGGUCAUCCCCUGGCCCCCCAGGCCCCCCUCACCAGCUUCGCCGCGGUCUCCCUGUCCAACGUUGCCGCAACCUUCUGCCAGUACGAGGCCCUGCGCCACGUCAGCUUUGCAGCGCAGACGCUGGGCAAGUGUGCCAAAAUGCUGCCCGUCAUGCUCUGGGGCCGAGUCAUGCUGGGCAAGCGGUACGCAGCGCGGGACGCCGCGCGCGCUGCCGCCGUCACACUCGGCUGCGCCGCCUUUGUGGGCGCGAAUCGCGCAGGCGCCGUCUCCCCCGCCGCCGCUGGCCUCUCCUCUGCCGCCACCAAUCAUGCCAGCACGCCCUGGGGCCUGACACUCAUGGCCGCCUACCUGACAGUCGACGGCUUCACCUCCACCUUCCAGGCCCGGCUCUUUGCGCUGCACGCCCCCACCCUGCCCAACCAGGUCCUCUACGUGGCCGCUACCUCGGCGCUCCUGGCCCUGGCCGGCCUGGUGGCCAAGGGGGAGCUGCGCCCCGCGCUCGCUUUCUUCGCAGCGCACCCGCGCGCGCUGGGCGCCGCGGCGCUGCUGGCCCUGGCCGCCACCGCGGGCCAGCUCUUCAUCACGCACGCCAUCCGGCGGCACGGUGCGCUGCUCGUGGCCGCCGCCAUGACCACGCGCCAGUUUCUCUCCAUCCUCCUGUCGGGCCUGCUGUUCGGCCACAGCUUCAGCGCCCAGCAGUAUGCCGCCGCCUGCGUUGUGUUUGGUGGGUAUGCGUGUGUGUCUGAUUUGGGGGGGGGAAGUGAGGCCAAGGGAUGGAAGGGUGGGGUGAAUGUGGAGGGAUUCCUAUCCUGA